AUGGCUUCGCCGAGCGAGAGCUCGGACUCCUUGCGUUUGCGCGUCAGCAAGCUGGGUGGCGAGGAGCAGGACGUGCAGGUUGAGAGAAGCUGCAGCCUGGAGGAGUUUAAGAGCCUGCUGGCUGGGCGGGGCCUGGUGAAAGAGGGGCUGGCGGUGGAUUUCAUCGUGGAGGGGGUGCUCCUGAACUUGAGUCGCUCUGGUGCAACGAUUGGUGAUCUCAACUUGGCAGAGGAUUCCCAUUUGGUGGUUAUCACUCGGAGAUCCCAUGAUUACAGUCAAAUCCGCGAAGUACAGUGCAUGGUGAAGUCCCACAAUUGGCCCCAGGGUGUGCUGACCACGCCAGAGGGCCAUUUGUACGUCUGCCACUAUUCCGGACAACUUCAGGUUUACGACCUUGAGUUGAAGCUGCUGCGUGAGACAGUCUUGGCAUCUCCAGUGGUGCACCCAAGCCAGAUGGCUAUGGCGCCAAAUGGAGAAUUAGUAAUGGCCUGCUUUGAUGGCUCUGCUGCUGUGGUCGACUCAGGAACGCUCGAGCUGAUAAGGAUGAUUCCCGCCAAGAACCGGAGCCAAAGCACAGGUCUCGCCAUCCAGGGAGAAGAGCUGUUUGUGUCGCACCGGGGCACUGAAGAUGGCACCGAGCAAAUCGAGGUGUUCGAGCUGCAAACCGGGCAAUACCUGCGCAACUUGGAUGGUUUUACCCGGCCUUCCGGCCUCUGCGCUUUCGAUGGUGGCCUUCUCGUGACGGAUCGCGGUGGCGACGUAGUAUGGCUAGUGGACCAUGAGGGCAACCGUACCAAGAUAGGCCAGGGCGAGUUGAGGCACCCCAACGAUGUUGCAGUGGAUCUGUCCGGGAAUAUCUUAGUGAUGGACACAGGCAACGAGCGCAUUGCUGCUUUUCGACCUGAUGGCUCUCUCAUGUGCAGCAUUCUACCUGGAACCUUCACUGACUUUGGCAACACCCAUAGCUACAUCUCGGUUAACCCCGUCAAUGGCACGAUCUCCGUGUCUAUGGACGAUGCACACUAUGUGGCAAUCCUGGCGCCACCGAUACAGAUUGAUUGA
Symbiodinium necroappetens is the source of this 1062-nucleotide messenger RNA. NCBI's taxonomy places the organism in Eukaryota, Dinophyceae, Suessiales, Symbiodiniaceae. The record is from the annotation of a GenBank genome assembly.